AUGAGGAUCUCGUCAAGAUCCCACACGUCGUGGCAUUGGUAUGCCGUCACCGGCGCACUACUACCCGGUUUGCUGGCCACUGCCAGCCCGGCGGUGAAUGUGGCUCUCCAGGCCUCGUUCGACUCGUCGCCGUAUCUCGUGGAACUAUUAGAAUCGGCCGCAGAGGAGAACGCAACAUCUUACUUUCCAUUGCUCGACCGUAUCGCUGACGGGGUCUUCGAGGACGCCGGAACCGAGAAGGAGCUCUACGACCGCUUCUUGCAGGUCGUGCAUGAAGAUGGACACCUUCGCACCCCCGAAAGCCUCUCCUCAUUCAAGCUAUCGCUUUCCGUUCGAUCAGCCGCACCCCGCAUUCAGGCGCACUACCAGUUUUACAAUACUUCGGUCCAACAUUCGCUGAUGGCUGCCCAGGAUGCGGCCUGUCCGGUCUGGGUCCACCACGAUGGACAGCAGUUUUGCUCAUCAGCAAUGGAGCGUGCACAACAACCUGUUGAGGGAGAACUGGACCCUAGGGAAUUACCGUUCGACCGCGUCUUCGGUGAUAUAUCGCUGCCUCCUGCCGUCCUUUACGCAGAUGUCUCAUCGCCUAUAUUCAAGGAAUUUCACGAACUAUUGACCGAAAUGGCAAAAGACGGACAUAUUUCGUAUCGCGUGCGGUAUCGUCCCCCUCAACACUGGAUCUCUCGCCCUCUAUUUGUUCCUGGAUAUGGUGUGGAGCUUGCUUUGAAGCGGACGGAUUAUAUCGUCAUUGAUGACCGGGAUGCUGAGCAGCGUGGCGAGGAUGCGAAGGAAAGGCCAUCAAGCGGCUCACAAGACCUGAAGGAGGAUUCUCCAGAUGACUUGCGGCCUCUUUCCUCGUCCGAACUGUCUAGACUGGGCUGGAAUUCUGCAGGUUUCGUGAUGGACAGUGAACAUCCUCUGAGCACUUUGAUGAAGCUCUCUCAGAACUUUCCAAAGUAUUCGUCCAUCGUUGCUGCUCAUAACGCUACCGUGAACCUGAAGCAAGAAGUUCGUGCGAACCGGGCAAGAAUGAUCCCGCCUGGCUACAAUGUUAUGUGGAUAAACGGCGUUCAGCUUGAUUCGCGGCAGAUCGAUGCCUUUUCCAUCCUAGACCAUCUCCGUCGGGAGAGGACAUUGAUCGAAAAAUUCCGAGACUUGGGUCUGUCUGCUCAGGAUACCGUGAAACUUCUGUCUCACCCCCUCCUCGCCGAAUCGCAUGCAGAUGAUGAAACGCAGCGAUAUGAUUAUCGUGAUGAGCUGGAGGGCAGUGAGGUCAUCAUUUGGAUGAAUGACCUCGAGAAAGACUCUAGGUACCAGGCCUGGCCGAGUGAUCUUGAAUCGUUUAUCUCGAGCGGGUACCCAGGACAACUGCCCCCCGUGAGCCGGGACUUGCAUAACGUCAUCGUGCCUGUCGAUCUAUCCAAGCCCGACGAUAUGAUUUUGAUUGCCAAGCAAUUCCAGAUCUUUAUCAAGCGCCUGAUUCCUGUAAGGUUCGGUUUGGUGCCUACGGCCUCUUCGCCUGAGUCUACCGCUCAGCUGAAGGUGGCACACUAUCUCCAAGAGACUUAUGGACUUGCAUCUCUCAUUCAAUACCUGGAACAGUCGGCUUCAAAGCUGAAGGGUGGUAACCCGGAAAAAUCAGCUUUCAUGGCUGCAACUAAAGAUCGAGAUGCUCGUGUCGACAAGGAAGUCUUGUCUCUUGAGGAGGUGCUGGAGAGUAAGCGCUACGCUGAAAUAGCUUCCUCUACAACGGACUACCAGCGCCGACUGAGCUUGACUGGCGAAGAAGCCCAGUUCCUGGUCAAUGGUAUUCCGAUCUCACGCGAGGGGAAUUGGAUGCAGGAGCUGAGUAUGAACAUUGGGAGAGACCUGAAAUUGAUCCAACAAGCUAUAAUGCAGGGCGUCUUUGAAGCAGAUGCCUGGCUGCCGGAAUUUUUCCUGGCAGCAUCUCUUGAAAGACGUAACUCUUUCCUAAUGCCCGAAGAUCCGAAGAAUGUCAAGAUUGUUGACCUUGCCGGUGUAUUUGGUUCGGAACCGGAAGAUUUGGAGGCAAUUCCUCGGAUCAUUUCAGAGAAGACUGUCCUUGAGAGUAUCCAUAUCAUUGUCGUGGGCGACUUUGAGACGGAGGAAGGCCUGAAACUACUGGCUGAUACCCUUAUUCUCCGAAAGGAGCAUAAUGAGUUGGAGAUAGUACUGCUGCACAAUGGCGCUUCUGAUCAAAACGUCUCCAAUCUUGGCAAAGUCCAACGUGCGCUUGCACAGGAAAAGGACAUUGAUCAAAUUCUCGAUAUCCUUGACUCUCCGGACCCGGAGACCUUAGAGUCGGGAAAUACAGAGAUCUUUGCCUUUCAUCGACGCCUCGUUGAGAAGCUUGGAUUUGAGCCCGGUGUCCAAGGGCUUGUUGUCAAUGGCCGAACAGUUGGCCCCAUUCAGGAGGAUUCUAUCUCAAGCAUCAACGAACUUAGCCAGCUGGUGACCUACGAAUGGACCAAGCGUAUUUUUCCUGUUGCGAAAGUGGCUGAGAAUCUAGGGUUGGAUGCUAAGCUAUCCGCGCCUCUUGAUCUUGCCAAACUCACAUCGCUUGUUGCACUUUCCACCAUUUCUGAUGUGCCUGAAGGAAUCUUUGAGUCUUCACCAGACUUCAGACUCAGUGUCUCUGAUAAUUGGAAGACGGACCACUCCGUGAUAACCAUUUCUAACUCCGAAGACCCUGCUAUUAAUAUUGCUACGGUCCUUGAUCCAGCUUCUGAGGCGGCCCAGAGAUGGGUGCCCGUUCUGAAGGUUAUCUCUGAACUGGCUGGCGUGCAGAUCAAAAUACUGUUGAAUCCGAAGGAGGAUCUCCAGGAGCUUCCAGUUAAGCGAUUCUACCGCUAUGUGCUUGAAUCGGAGCCCUCGUUCAACAGCGACGGUUCUCUGUCUCGACCUCAAGCAUCAUUUACCGGCGUGCCCGUUGAAGCACUGCUCACCCUGGGCAUGGACGUGCCCUCAUCCUGGCUUGUGGCACCAAAAGAAACUGUUUAUGACCCAGACAACAUCAAAUUGAGCUCGCUUAAGUCUGGCUCCGACCUUGAUGCGGUCUACGCUUUGGAGCACAUCUUGAUCGAGGGCCACUCUCGCGAUCUGACCACCAAGUCUCCACCACGAGGAGUGCAGCUCGUUUUGGGCACAGAGAAAAAUCCUCAUUUUGCUGACACCAUCAUUAUGGCCAAUCUGGGAUACUUCCAAUUCAAGGCACAACCUGGCAUGUGGCAGAUAAACCUAAAGCCCGGUCGGAGCGAGAAGCUUUACAAGAUCAAUAGUGUUGGCGGUCUGGGCUAUCACCCCCAGCCCGGCGACGAGAACAAUGAGGUCACUCUGCUGUCCUUCCAAGGCCGAACGCUCUUCCCGCGCCUGUCCCGCAAACCUGGCUAUGAGACCGAGGAUGUCUUGGAAACCGGACCUCAAUCCGGCUCAACAAUGGAUUUCGUGUCCAAGGGCCUCAACUUUGCAUCAGGUGUACUCUCAAGUGUAGGGGUGGGCUCAAAGGGCGAGCAACACGCAGACAUCAACAUCUUCUCCGUCGCCAGUGGCCACCUCUACGAGCGCAUGCUUAACAUCAUGAUGGUUUCCGUCAUGCGCAAUACCAAGCACACCGUCAAAUUCUGGUUCAUCGAGCAAUUUCUCUCUCCCUCUUUCCGCUCCUUCCUCCCCCAUCUUGCCCGCGAAUAUGGUUUCUCUUACGAGAUGGUCACCUACAAAUGGCCACACUGGCUUCGUGGUCAGCGUGAGAAGCAGCGUGAAAUCUGGGGCUACAAAAUGCUAUUCCUGGACGUCCUUUUCCCGCUUUCCCUGGACAAAGUCAUUUUCGUCGAUGCAGACCAGAUUGUUCGCACAGAUAUGUACGAUCUGGUCACGCAUGAUCUCGAAGGCGCGCCAUAUGGCUUCACGCCCAUGGGCGACUCCCGCACCGAGAUGGAGGGCUUCCGCUUCUGGAAGCAGGGAUACUGGAGCACGUUCCUCCGUGGCAAACCCUACCACAUCUCGGCGCUGUACGUUGUCGACUUGAACCGCUUCCGUGCACUUGCUGCCGGUGACCGGCUUCGUGGUCAGUACCAGAUGCUCUCGGCCGACCCCAAUAGUCUCAGCAAUCUGGACCAGGAUCUGCCCAAUCAUAUGCAGCAUCAUCUCCCUAUCCACAGUUUGCCGCAGGAGUGGUUGUGGUGUGAGACGUGGUGUUCUGAUGAAGAUCUGGCAUCUGCACGCACCAUCGACCUCUGCAACAAUCCCCAGACGAAGGAGCCGAAGUUGGCUCGUGCCCGGAGACAGGUUCCUGAGUGGACUGUGUACGACGAUGAGAUUGCUGCGUUGGCGAAGCGUGUUGCUAGUGAGCAAAUUGGGUUUGUGCGAACUGGUGAAGAUGCCGAACCCAAGGAGAAUGACGAUGUCGCCGCCGAAGACAACAGUGGUGAAGACGGUACGGACAGUGGCCGCAAGGACGAACUAUAG
Messenger RNA from Penicillium cinerascens, 4485 nucleotides. RefSeq lists its product as uncharacterized. Gene Ontology annotation, cellular component: endoplasmic reticulum. The transcript is spliced from 5 exons. Gene Ontology annotation, molecular function: UDP-glucose:glycoprotein glucosyltransferase activity. The record is from RefSeq and is a predicted model, not a curated record. NCBI's taxonomy places the organism in Eukaryota, Fungi, Ascomycota, Eurotiomycetes, Eurotiales, Aspergillaceae. Bases 1 to 4485 code for a protein of 1494 amino acids.